This is a messenger RNA of Ceraceosorus guamensis, 4746 nucleotides long. RefSeq lists its product as hypothetical. Lineage: Eukaryota; Fungi; Basidiomycota; Exobasidiomycetes; Ceraceosorales; Ceraceosoraceae. The transcript is spliced from 2 exons. The coding region runs from base 183 to 4631 and encodes 1482 amino acids. The record is from RefSeq and is a predicted model, not a curated record.
UGUAAGGCUCUUGAUCUGGCCGCCACUUCCCUCUUCCUCUUCCACCUUUCAACUCCUCCCCCCUUCUCUUGGGCUUCUUUCUCUCGUCCUCAACCUCGAUUCUCAGCAACCCUUCUGUUUCCAAGGGGCUGUGCUGUGCUUUACUCAUCAUCAAGCGACUCGCCGCAGCUCGACCCUUCAUCAUGCGGCCUAUCUGCUUCCUCUAUCUGCUCGCCUUCUGCCUGAUCAUCAGACCAGUCACUUCUGGAAGCAUUGGCAUUGGCGCUUGCAUCACUCUCAACUGCGCCCCUGCAGAGUGCAAGUGCACAAAAAAUUGUCCCUGUCCUCCGCUAGAGGCCGAGCGGAGGGGCUUCACAGUCGUGGACCCUAUAGCUCUCGCAAGCGAGCCUGAUGUCUUGGACGUCUCCAUACAAGAACGCGCAAGUGUGCCCACCAACCGCCGGACAACGGAAGGCGAUGGCGGCGCAACGGUGGUGCUGCCGGCGCUGGUCACGCGCCAAAAGCCUACCGACGAAGCCCUUGCGAAACGCCGAGUCAACGUGGCUUACUGCCACUAUCCCGGAUAUUGUCCCGAGAUCUGUGCUGGCAAAGGCGGCUGCCCAUCAAAUCCCACUCAGUGCCAUUUUCCGACGCAUUGCCCCGUGGGGUGUGAAGCGAAAGGCGGCUGUCCUUCCACCCUUGCGAAACGUCAAGUCAACAUGUCUUAUUGCCACUAUCCCGUAUGGUGUCCCGAGAUAUGUGCAGGCUUAGGUGGCUGCCCAUCGAACCCCACUCAGUGCCAUUUCCCCACGCAUUGCCCUGAGGGAUGUGAAGCGAAAGGCGGCUGUCCUCCCAAAAUUGCCAGGGUACCCGCAGCGGCAAAAUUGCUCAAACGGUCACUUGCUUGUGCUUGGCCAGAUUUGUGUCCACAAGGCUGCGAAGGGCAGGAGGGCUGUCCUGGGCAAUUUUCAGGCACUAUGAUCCAGCGCAAGAGCGAGGAUGACUCUCACACUUCUCAAAGCGAACACCUAUCCCGUGACGUAUCAGCAGCGACCGUCGACAUCAGCGGCAAAAUCCCUUUUCCGGAAAAUGACUGCAGCUAUCCGCAUUGUCCUGCAGGAUGCGACGGAAUAGGCGGCUGCUCUGGCGGCCCUUGGGUCGUUGCUAGGAGCAAAAGCGUGGCUGUCACAAGCGCGAUCGAGCAGAGAGGUGUGGGUUCGACAUCCUCGACUUUAUUGAGCUCUGAUCAGGCGUCGAUUCCCAUCAGCCGACGUGGGUACCAGGAUGACUUCAUGGAGAUUAGAAGUAAGAGAGAGCCGGCCAACCUCAUAUCUUCUAGCCUGACACGGCGACAGGAUCCAACGCAGUGCUUUCCACCCUGCCCGAACUGGUGCUUGGGGCUGGGUAAAUGUGCAGCCGGAGACAGCGCGGCAUCGCAAAGCUCUUUACAUGAAGAAACGCGCCAAGAUGAAUCUCUUGGACUCAGGAGGCUUCAGCUACCGACUGUCAACGGGCUUUCAAAUCUGAUACAGCGGGAGGAAGGGGCGCCUACCUGUCUGAUGCCCAAUUGUCCUAAGAUAUGUGCCGGACUCGGAGAUUGCCCGGGUCUCGCUGGCGCGCCAUCGAAUCUGAUUGCGCGGCAGACAGUGGGUCGCCAGACCGGUUUGCCAUCAAAUUACGAGGCAACCUUGACUCGUAGAACGACGCUCGGUGUCACAAGCUCUCCUGUUCAAAACGAAGUGCUCAGCAGAAACAUCGACACAGACCCAUCGUCGAAUGAACUAGACUAUAUCCUGGACUGUCCUCCGGAUUGCCCAAAUUUCUGCGAGAGUCCCACGGUCUGCCUGGCAAAAGCGGAAAUAGUGCAAGAUCGAAGCGCAGAGGACGACACCUCGUCUGAGGAACUCGCAAAAAUCAAGCGCUCGAGCGACUCCAACGAGGUUGCAAGGAUUGACGCGCUCUCCAGACACAUCGAAACAAACCCAUCGUUGACAGAGCAAGAUGCUUUGACUGACUGUCCUCCAGAAUGCCACAAAUUCUGCACCCCUUCUGGGAUAUGUCUGGCAGAAGGGGAGACAGUGCAAGGUCAAAGCGUUAAGGAUGGCGCCUCAUCUGAAGAAUUCGCGAACAUCAAGCGUCAACACGUCUUUGCUUGCCCUGCGGAAUGCUUCUACACUUGCGACAAGAACAACGGGAAAUGUCCGGAUCCACCGGCCGGUACGCUUGAGCGUAGCAUUGAAGACAUUACGGAAAUGGCAGGAUCCGAAGCUGUAACCCAAAGUGAUCAGGAUUGUCCUGCAGAGUGCCCCAAAACCUGCUUAUCAGCUUUUGAGUGCCCACUCAAAUCCACCAGCACGGUGACGGUCAGGCGUAUGGUGGACGGGACCGCGAAUGCGGCAGCCUCUGUGUCGCUGACGAAGCGCGUCCACACCUACGUAUGUCCGCCCGAAUGCCUCCACGAUUGCGACCGAUAUGGAAAUUGCCCAUCUCCGCCUGCUUUCACCAUCAAUCAUUCCAUCGACGAGACGCCAGCUAGUGAGCUCACGGCCUUCGUCAAGCGUAAAGACGUACCCACGUGCCCUGAAGAGUGCCCGAACAACUGCCUCCGGGAUGGCGAGUGUCCGACUGUGGCAGAUGUCGUCCAGCUCCGCAUGGCGCCUGGAACAUCCGACGCGGCGGGCCUUGCACCAAAUUUCGUGAAGCGUCAAGGCGUCAACGGCGAUUGUCCGGAGGAGUGUCCAGACAGUUGCAAUCCCGCCGGAGAGUGUCCGCCUACCGCCUCUCUGACUAAGCGCGCCCGAGCCGAUGAAUGUCCACCGGAUUGUCCCAAGGGAUGCGACCAUCAAGGGAUCUGUAUCAUCUACUCAUGCCCUGCACGAUGUCCCAACGAUUGCGACGAGACAGGGGAUUGUCUCAAGCCACCGCCUGGCGUACAGACUCACAAUCUACAGACCGGCCAAACGCCCGACGCAGCAGACGCCAGUGCUGCAUCGCGUCGUAGUUCUGCGACGAAUCCUGCGGCACCAACCGAUGCCUUGGGACUAGUUCAGUCUCGCAGCGAACCCGCCGGCCGAGCAACCACACCAACCAUCACAAGCUUGACCACUCGAAGUCCCACGGACGCAUCUCCGUCAACUUUCAUGCCGCUGCUUCUAGCGGAGCGUCAGGACGCUACCGCCUGCAUUCCCAAAAGUUGUGGACCAGGUUGCGUGCUACCUUGCAAGCCGACCAUGGGGGUGACCAUCUGCAUUCCUCCAUCUCAUUGCGGACCUAGCUGUGCCGGAGUCAAUGGUUGCCCCAAAACUGCGCUCAGACCCCGGCAUAUAGCAGCCAGUACAGAGCUUGCAGAACGAGAGGACGCUACCGACUGCAUUCCUAAAAGCUGUGGACCAGGUUGCGUGCUACCUUGCCAACCGACUCCGGUGGUGACCAAUUGCGUUCCUCCAGCUCACUGCGGACCUAGCUGUGCCGGGAUCAAUGGCUGCCCCAAAGUUGCGCUAAGACCCCGGCACAUAGCAGCAAGUAAAGACCUUGCAAAACGAGAGGACGCUACCGCCUGCAUUCCUAAAAGCUGUGGAGCAGGUUGCGUGAUACCUUGCCACCCAACUCCAGGCGUAACCAUCUGCAUCCCUCCAUCUCACUGCGGACCUAGCUGUGCCGGUGUCAACGGCUGCCCCAAAAUUGCGCUACGUGACCUUGCUCGAAUUUCGGCAUCCCCAACACUUGCACGACUGGCCGAGCGACAGCCACUGGGUCCCACGUACUGCAAUGCACCAGACUGCGGACCAGGAUGCGAGGGUGUGGGUGGCUGCCCCGAAUCUGUGCUCAGGCCCCGUGACCUUGAGAGUCCGGCAUCCCCCGCACUGUCCCAACUGGCCAAACGACAGCCACUGCAGGGUCCCACGUACUGCUCUGAACCAAAUUGCGGACCAGGGUGCGAGGGUGUGGGUGGUUGCACGGCCGACGCCAUUCAAGCCAGACAAAAACCUUCUUGGACGUUGAACUGCCACUACCCUAACAAUUGCCUCAUCGGAUGUGCUGGGCUCAUGGGGUGCCCGAAGUCAGUAUCCGAUCGAGUGCUACACCUCAAAGGGCGCUCCUGGGCUAUAGGCAACGCACGCCAAGUUGCCCCGAAUGCUCAAGGCACGUCCAGUAGUCCUGACCGCCGAACAGCCGGGUGUGUAGGAUCUGAUGGAUGCCUUCCGAGUCCCGCGGCUUUUCAGCGUAGAGCAGUGCCACCAUUCUGUCAUGGCGCUUCGCAAUAUUGCCCAAAUGGCUGCGCGAAUGUAGCAGGGUGUCCUCCAAUAGCACGUCGAUCGGACCUACUACCUUCUUCCCGCCGUGACGGAGUGGGCGAAAAGGCGCUCGUCAAGCGCUCUUCUGUAUUCGACGAUCUCAACGCCACCAAGCCGCCGGAGGAGCCGCGAGGGAAGAGGGACGCAUCCGCGCCGUUCUCUCUGGACGAGACUCUCAAAGGCCGAGAGCCUGCGGGCAGUCCUUGUCAACAUCAAGGUCUGCUCGGACGCGAAUGCCUCGAAGUGAACAGGCGAGCCGGCGGCGACUCCGCCAUUCAUGAUGCCCAGCUUCCUGCGGUUGGGGUCCCCGUGACAGGCAAGGAUGAGAUCUCCAUGCGAAAGAGGGUGCCUGCAUAGAGACGAGAAGUUACUGCUAAAAGGCGUCGACCAGCAGCUCCCUCGACGUCUGCUCUCCCAUCGAAAAUCUUGAAUGCGUCCCAUAAAACGAUUCGACCUCGCCGUGACCCCUGUU